This is a messenger RNA of Cheilinus undulatus (humphead wrasse), 5033 nucleotides long. It is a transcript of the gene ssr1, whose product is annotated as signal sequence receptor, alpha. The record is from RefSeq and is a predicted model, not a curated record. The transcript has 10 exons. Gene Ontology annotation, cellular component: endoplasmic reticulum; endoplasmic reticulum membrane. The coding region runs from base 72 to 968 and encodes 298 amino acids. Lineage: Eukaryota; Metazoa; Chordata; Actinopteri; Labriformes; Labridae.
CGGCACAGCAACGCUCACAGCCUGGCUGUCUGACAGACACUGAAUGAGAACGCACUGAUAUCGGCUUCAAAAUGCUGAAGUUUCUACCUAAACUACUGCUGCUAGCACUAUUAGCCUUCCCGGCGUCACUUCUUGUCAAAGGGCCAGUGGUGAGCGCCCAAGAUCUGACUGAGGAUGAGGAGGCAGAGGCUGUGGAUGAAGAUGUUGUGGACGAUGUGACAGCAGAGGAUGAAGACGAUGAGGCAGAAGUGGAAGAUGACGAAAAUGUAGAAUUGACGGAAGAAAAAGAAGAUGAAGAAGAAGAAGCGUUGGUGGGAGAGGUGAAAGCUUCUCCAAAUGCUGACACCACCAUCCUGUUUGUCAAAGGAGAAGACUUCCCUGCUAACAACAUCGUAAAGUUCCUGCUUGGCUUCACCAACAAAGGAUCAGAGAACUUCAUUGUGGAGUCCCUGGACGCCUCUUUCCGUUACCCACAGGAUUACCAGUUCUACAUCCAGAACUUCACCGCUCUCCAGCUCGGCACCGUGGUUCCCUCCGGCAGACAGGCCACCUUCGAGUACUCCUUCAUCCCAGCAGAGCCAAUGGGAGGGCGGCCGUUCGGACUCGUUAUAAACCUCAAUUACAAGGACAGCAGUGGAAACAUUUUCCAGGAUGCAGUUUUCAACCAAACAGUCACAAUCACAGAGAAAGAAGAUGGACUAGAUGGAGAGACGAUCUUCAUGUAUGUCUUCCUGUCAGGCCUCGGGCUGUUGGUCAUUGUCGGCCUUCACCAGCUGCUGGAGUCGAGGAAGAGGAGGCGUCCUGCUCCAAAAGUGGAAAUGGGAACUUCGAGCCACAAUGAUGUCGACCUGAGCUGGAUCCCACAGGAAACGCUCAACCAGAUCAUGCAGAGUCGCAGAGACAAAGCAUCUCCAAAAAGAUCUCCUCGCAAAAGAAGCCAAAAGCGCUCAGCCGGAUCAGACGAGUGACGGGUGCCUGACGCCACGGCGGCAGAUCCUAUCCACCCAUCUACGUAGGAGGAGGAAAGGGAGGGAGGGCUGUGAGCGCCACGCUGAGCGCAACUCUGCCCCCUUUACUGAUGAACUUUAACCAGUGCCAAGCACAGCUAUGACUGGCUCUACUUUCAGCUUAAAAACUGUUCAGUACACAACCACAGACAUAUACAGACACAUAGACAGGCAGGUUUGUUUUCAGAAGAGAGGGGGAGGCAUCGUCUCGGAGCAGGUGUGUGGGGUUAAAGACAGGUGAGGACGUUUUUCUAUACUUAAUUUUAGAUGUUUGCCUUUGUAAGAGAACUGCUGUUUGAUCAUUAUGGGACACUUUUGAUUGUUUCUUUGUUUAUUACCUCCCACUCUGGUGUACGGCUGAAAAAUAAUGGUUAACCAAUCGGUUUGGCUUCAAAUAUGUUUAUGUUGUUGGAACUCCGGCUUUUACUUGUGAUAAACAUUUGUUGCUGUUUUUCUAUGUUUAAGACUAAACGGUCAUAUUCUACUCAAUCGCAAAAAUGAUCAUUGUUUUCAGCCCUACUCUGGUGUGUCAAACCGGUAACAAAUGCAGUUUUGUUUGUCGAUUGUUAACUUUUUCUGUAGUUUUGAGUUUGGAAAUUGUGUCAGAUCUCUUCUCUCAGCUCUGUAGCUUUUUUUUUUAUUCCUUUUCAAUGCACUGGUCCCGAGAAUAUUCGGAUAUGACAGAUUCACACUUCUGAUGCUGCAACAGAAAAGUCUACACAUCCCUCACAUCAUCCUCUUGUUAAAUAUAGCAGAGUCAAACAUUUUGAGCUCCUUUGGUCUGAAGGAACCUGCAAAAGGUUUUCAAUUAUGCUUUUAAAUCUGGGUUAAAAAAAUGCAACCAAAUGAAGAGUCAAAAAGAAGAGAAACGUAAAUGAGAGGAGCUUGCAAGAAUGGUUUCACUUGCAAUCCCAGUGUCAUUUUAUGUCCUGUUAUUGCAUGAAAACAGUCCUAGAAAAUCAAACUUUAUUUCAGUUAUGCUAAUUGUGGUGCUGCCUUUGAACCUGGCUCAUAAAAUGCUGGAUGAACUUGGUAUCAACGUGGUGAAAGCCAUGUGAAAAUCUAGUGUUUGGUUCACAAAAUAUGGAGGGAUAAUAUGGGCUUGUUCACGUUAAGGGAGGAGUCAAAGCAGAAAUUAAAGUCAUUAUUCUGACCUCUCAAACAUGAAUGUUUCUCGGUCAUCUCUGAAAGGAUUUUGGCCUUGGCUUUUGAACUUAUGAAGCAACAACAGCAACGAGGCUUUAAGACUUGACAACAGCAUGAUAGACAUUUUCACUGCACUCAUUUGAAGACAAAUAGCAGAAUUAAAGAGUUUUACUUCACAAUUUUGACUCAAAAGGAUCUCAAAAGUCUGCUGAAAUAAUGAGGAAUGCCCACAAGUUAGGAUACCACAUCAGCAGGGUGGCAACAUAACUCCAUAGGCUCCUUUUUUCCUGUUUAUGAUUAGAUCUGCAAACCUAAAACAGGAAAAAAGGAGCAGCCGAAGUGUCUUUAAAACCUGUCCGCUAAUCCGUUGACAUCCGUCAGCUCAACAAUUCUCUUCCACUUCAAUCUCAACACACCAAAUGAAAUCUCCGAAGCUCACAGGUUACAGAAACUAAGGGAAAUCUUUCACUGCAUAAUUUCAAAUAAGCUCAACGGUAUGAAAGCCCUGAGAGGCAAGAAAGAAAAAAAGCUUGAUGCAUUUUUCAAGUCCGGUAAAAUUGUUCACUCUCUGCUGAGUUUAUAGUCAAAAAAAAAAAAACAACAACAAAAAUGCCAACUUCAAUGCCAGAAUAGCCGUUAAACUACUUUACUUCUUAUUGCAGCUUUUUUAAGAAUUUUGAUCUCUUGCUUUUUUUUUUUUUUGGUUUCUAAUUAACCCACCUUUAAAAAUGGAUGCAAAAAAUCUAUUCAGUGCUUAAACAUUUUCUCUCAAUGAUGAAAUUAAUAACUCCUUUCAUUUUGUCUGUGGAAACCAGAGAAAACUGCUAUACAAGGUGAUGUUUUCUUGGAUCAUUUAUUUUUUAGUGUUUGGACAUGUUCUUCUUUUGAAACAAAAAUGUCCUUGAUUGAAUUUGUUUUUUUUUUUCCAUGCAAGCAUUUGUCUUAAUACUGACUCUUGCAAAAAAAAAAAAGAAUAUGCAGUAUUUUUAUUACAUAUAUCUUCUUGCAGUCUAAACAAAAGGAAGCUCCAAAUAGUGUAUUGUAUGGAAGCCCAAAAAGACCAUUGCAUAGGCCUUUUUGGGGGUUUUUUUGUUUGUUUUUUGGUAUAACAAUGCUGUUUUUCAUGUUAUGAGUAAAAAAAAAUUCAGCUGUUUUUCGAGAUCUUGACACAACAGUGAAUCACAGGAAAACUAGCAUUGCUAGUGUGAGGAAACUUAAUCAAUACCCUGAAAAAAAAAAAACAAUAUAAGUCUUUAUCAUGGCAAAAGCAGCAUUUCUAUCCUGAUAUGAAUAACUCAAGAUUUGAAUGAAACAACAGAAAAGUAUUUAUCAGAGCAAAAUAGAUAGUGUGGAUGUAUGUCUGCGGAAAAUGUUCAGAUUUUUUCACUACAUAGAGGAAUUAAAAUGGCUUACUUUGGUACAGGACAGUGUCAGAGCCACAUUUAAGAAAAAAUAAUCCAAAUACUUGCACUUAAAUUCUUUCAUUUUGAACAAAUUUACAAUAAUGAAGUCAUUAUGUUGCUAUGCAUGGCUAUGCUAUGGCUAGAUAUUUCACAAGUUUUUCUCAGUCUGCCCUGGGGUUUUCUCCUCUUUGGCAAGCCCAGAAGACCUCCAAAUUGAAGCGAUCAGGAGAAAUCCCUCUCCAGAAUAGUAUUUUCUGGUCCCUCCUGAGGGAUUCUGAGGUGUUUACAGGCUGGGUGGGAUGUGUAAUCCCUAAAGUAACUUUUGGGUGUGCCUUGGGUUUAAUACAUUUGGACAUGCCUGGAAGACCUCCAAAUGGAGGCAAUCAGGAGACAUCCCUCUCCCUAGUGGCAUAUUCCAGCUCCUUCUGGAGGAUUCUGAGGUAUUCACAGGCCACAUGGGAUAUUUAAUCCCUCCAGUUACUUUUAGGUCUGCCCUGGUGUCUCCUCCCAUUUGGACGUGUCUGGAACGCCUCAAAAGAGAGGCAACCAUUUUGAUCAGAUGCCCAAACCAACUUAACUUGGUCCAUUCAAUGUGAAGGAGCAGUGGCUCUACUCUGAGCUCCUCCCCUAUCUCCAGACGCCCUUUUGAGGAAACUCAUUUCAAACACUAGUAUCUCAUAAUGACUCGCUCUUAUUAAAAUUUUAUUCUCUGCCUAUGAGACUUAAUAGUUGAAAUCAAAAAAGUUUGAAUCUUCUUGAAUGUGGCCCUAACAAUGCCCUAAAUAAAUAAGACAGUCUUAAAGUCAGUAGAGUAGGUCAUUGAUUUCUGACUGAAGAAAUGGAUCUUUAUUCUUCUCUUCUUGUCCAUUAAGGGGUUAAAAGUCCUUGACGUGUGCCUGUUUUCUACUUUUCUCGCUUCUCUCUUUAACCAUCUUUUUCAUAAUCAGACCGUUAUUCUGAAAGUAAAUCUGAGUCUUUUUGUUUUAUUUUGAAAUGUAAAAAUGUUGAACUGGCUGAAGCACUGGUGUAAAUACUGGCUGAUGGUAGACGACUGCAAAUUUACUGAGCUAAUUUAUUAGACUGGGCUGACAGACAGGGCAGGGGUUUGUGCACUGUUUUUUUUUUUUUAUUAUUUUACCACUAGGGGGCGGCACUGAUUCACUCUGCAGGCUCUGGGCUCGGUUUAGAGUACCUGUUCUGCAGAGUUUUAAAGCUUUGUGGUUCUGUGAGGACAUGACCUCUGAGUUUGGAUCCAGACUUCUGUUUCAUGUUGGUUUAUACUGCUGAAAAUCAGACAAGCAGCAGAAACAUAAAACUAACACUCGUCUGAUACGGAUCACAGAUCCUCAGAGAGCUGAGCUGAUGUUUAGUUUUGUUUUUUUAUUCUCUAAAAUGACGGGAUGUCUUUCACAGAUCCAAGCUUCUACUUUCAUUUGCUUUUAAAUGUGCAGAGAAUAAACUUUGAUGAUUUGCUGUA